UGCGUUGCCGGCACAGAGGACUGGCAAAGGGUGAACACUGAGAUCCCCGUGAAGUCUCCUCGCUUUGCAGUUUUUGAUUUGGUUGAAGGCAAAUCCUACUGCUUCCGAGUUCGCUGUUGCAAUUCAGCUGGAAUUGGUGAACCUUCAGAAGCAACUGAAGCUACUGUAGUGGAUGACAAACUCGAUAUUCCCAAACCUCCUGGUCGUAUAAUGCCCACUAGGAAUACAGAUACCUCAGUUGUUGUCACUUGGACAGAGCCCCCAGAUGCCAAGGAGCUGGUUGGGUACUACAUUGAGUCAAGCGUAGUGGGAUCUGGUCGUUGGGAACCAUGCAACAACAAUCCAGUGAAAGGCACAAGAUUCAUUUGCCAUGGGCUUGUCAAUGGUGAGAAGUACAUUUUCAGAGUCAGAGCUGUUAAUGCAGCGGGACUCAGUGAAUUUUCACAGGAUUCGGAGCCUAUAGAAGUGCAAGCAGCCAUUGGGGGAGGAUUGCUUCAUGCUGCUCCAUCUCCACCUUAUGACAUCAUGGUACUUGAGAGUGUUCGUGACUCGAUGGUAUUAGGAUGGAAACAACCUAAAGUCACUGGCGGAACUGAAAUUACCGGCUACUAUGUGAACUAUCGUGAAGUGGUUGAUGGAGUUCCUGGGAAAUGGAUGGAGGCCAACAUUAAGGCCAUCAGCGAGAGGGCAUACAGGAUUCAAAACCUGAAGGAAAACAUGGUGUACCAGUUCCAGGUGGCUGCUGCUAACCUGGCUGGGGUUGGGACACCCUCCCUACCCAGCCAGCCCUUCAAAUGUGAAGAAUGGACCAUUGCUGUACCUGGGCCACCCCAUGAUGUCACAUGCACAGAAGUUAGGAAGGACUCUUUGGUUUUACUGUGGAAGGAACCAGUUUAUACUGGUCGUAGUCCCAUAGCUGGUUAUUAUGUUGAUAUGAAGGAAACUGAAGCAAAGGAGGAACAUUGGAGAAGUGUCAAUGAGAAGCCACUUCAAAAGAAAUUCUUGAAGAUAGGUGGCCUAAAAGAAGGUGUGAGCUAUGUGUUUCGUGUGCGGGCAACAAACCAGGCCGGUGUUGGGAAACCAUCAGAUGUCACGGAUCCUGUCAUAGCUGAAACACGACCAGGAACCAAGGAAAUGGUGGUUGAUGUAGAUGACAAUGGAGUAAUUUCCUUGAACUUUGAAUGUGAUCAGAUGUCUCCAAACUCUAAGUUUGUUUGGUCCAAGAAUUAUGAACCAAUUGAGGAUGACUCUCGACUGAACAUUGACUCCAAAGGCGGAAAGUCAAAAGCUAUCUUUAAGGAUCUUGGAGAAGAUGAUUUGGGAACUUACUCUUGUGUUGUUACAGACACUGAUGGAGUUUCAUCAAGCCACACAAUCGACGAGGAAGAAAUGAAACGCCUGCUUGCUCUGAGCCAUGAACGCAAAUUCCCAACUGUCCCACUUGUCUCUGAGUUGGCAGUGGAAAUUUUGGAAAAAGGAGAAGUGAGAUUCUGGUUGCAAGCUGAAAAACUGUCUGGCAAUGCAAAGGCCAACUUUGUAUUUAAUGAUAAAGAGAUUUUCAAUGGAGAGAAAUAUAAAAUGAAGGUGGACCAGAAGACUGGCCUUGUUGAGAUGAUUAUGGAUAAACUUGAGGACAAGGAUGAAGGGACUUACACUUUCCAACUGCAGGAUGGAAAAGCAACCAACCAAUCCAGCCUUGUCCUUAUCGGUGAUGUAUUCAAGAAGCUGCAGGAUGAAGCAGAUUUCCAGAGAAAAGAGUGGCACAGGAAACAAGGUCCUCAUUUUGUGGAUAAACUGGGAUGGGAAGUUACCGAUGACUGUAACGUGAUGUUGAAAUGUAAGGUGGCUAAUAUCAAGAAGGAAACACACAUUGUAUGGUACAAAGAUGACAGGGAGAUAAUGGUAGAUGAAGAACAUGACUUUAAAGAUGGCGUGUGUACUCUGCUGAUAUCAGAGUUUUCUAAGAAAGAUGCGGGCACUUAUGAAGUCAUACUGAAGGACGACAGAGGAAAGGACUCCAGUGAGCUAAAGCUUAAGGACACAGCUUUUGCAGAUCUGAUGAAUGAAGUAUGCAAAAGGAUUGCUUUAUCUGCGACAGACCUGAAAAUCCAGAGCACAGCUGAGGGUAUCAGACUGUACUCCUAUGUUACUUAUUAUGUGGAAGAUCUAAGAGUAGGCUGGGUGCACAACGAUACCCAGAUUAGGUUUACAGACCGAGUGAAGACUGGUGUCACCGGGGAGCAGAUCUGGUUGCAGAUCAACGAGCCAACUCCACAGGACAAAGGCAAAUACACAAUGGAACUCUUUGAUGGUAAAACAGCACACAAAAAGACAGUGGAUCUUUCCGGACAAGCAUUUGAUGAAGCCUUUGCCGAGUUCCAGAGAUUAAAGCAAGCUGCGAUUGCAGAGAAAAAUCGUGCACGGGUACUUGGAGGUUUGCCCGAUGUUGUCACCAUCCAGGAGGGCAAGGCACUUAAUCUUUCUUGCACUGUCUGGGGAGAUCCUACCCCAGAGGUCUCAUGGCUGAAGAAUGAAAAAACAUUUGUAUCAGAUGCUAAUUGCACCCUGAAAUUUGAAUCUGGAAAAAAUGUCAGCUUUACCAUUUCUACUGUGUCCACACUCGACUCUGGGAAAUACAGCAUUGUGGUGAAGAACAAGUACGGCACAGAGACCAGCGAUGUCACUGUGAUUGUGAUUUCUGUGUCAGGACAGACUGACACAGUCCAAGGACAUGAUCAAAAUAAUAUAAGUGUAUCUAAAAAGAAAAAAACAAUGACGGCAAACAAACGGAAGGAAGGGGAAAAGAAAGAUUUUAUUAAGCCACAUGUAGAAGAAAUUAUUGCUACAGAAGAGGCACCUGAUCCAAAUGAAAUCCCCCCUGUGGAAACAGAAAAGGAUACAAAAAGCAACCAGCAAGCAGCAAAGACGACUGAUGGAAAGGCAGCAGUAGCAGAAAUGGUUCCUCAGCCCACAGAAAGCUUGGAUAGGCAGGGAAAGAAACCCCUGGGAAAAAGCCUUGAGUAA
Messenger RNA from Balearica regulorum gibbericeps (East African grey crowned-crane), 3024 nucleotides. Lineage: Eukaryota; Metazoa; Chordata; Aves; Gruiformes; Gruidae. The record is from RefSeq and is a predicted model, not a curated record.